Messenger RNA from Paramormyrops kingsleyae, 2910 nucleotides. RefSeq names its product DEK proto-oncogene (gene dek). Gene Ontology annotation, cellular component: nucleus. The record is from RefSeq and is a predicted model, not a curated record. Gene Ontology annotation, molecular function: DNA binding; histone binding. Gene Ontology annotation, biological process: chromatin organization; regulation of double-strand break repair. NCBI's taxonomy places the organism in Eukaryota, Metazoa, Chordata, Actinopteri, Osteoglossiformes, Mormyridae.
CAGCAUUUCUCUGAUGUUCACACGAAACGAACAGAUUACCCAUUAGAGAUAUCUAAUCCACUUUCCGGUGGUUAUUGAAACAGUCAUUUAUAGCCCAGGGCAGCUACCAGGCAAGCCCGAGCGGGAUGACUUAAUGCUUUGUAAACACUGUUUGUGGGCGGGACGUUGUAGCAUGACGGCUAGCCCUUUUGAGUGCAGUUUGAAAAUAAGAUAACGAGCUUCGUGCGAGGUAGCUCUGCACGCUUAACUUUUAGAAAGUCAAGCCCCGUGCUUACAUUUCCACGGACAUCUUUCGACCGGCUAGCAGUCAUGUCGGGGGAACUCGCUGAGGAAGCAGGGGUGCUGCAGGGGGCAGCUGACAACUUGGAAGAAGACAGUGGUGGAAAGGAGCAGAGCCCUGGGGGCCAGGAGCUGCAGCAAAUGGCCGAAAUAAUUGAAAGGAAAAGGGAGAAAAAGUCAGUCCAAAGACUGGAUCUGCAGAUUGGCAAGCCAGCAGAACCACUGAAGAUAGAGGAAGGAAGAGGCAUGAAGCUGGGAUACAUUGAACACGUGGCUUACUAUAUCGGAAGGACAAAGGCCGACGAACUGAAACCUCUUCACAAGAUUUUAUUUAAUCGACCAGGAGCUGUGGCCUCCCUGAAGAAAAACAUCCGACAGUUCAGUGGCUUUUCAUUUGAAGCGUCCAGUGACCCUUAUAACAAAAAGCGAGAUGUAAUAAAGAGGCUUACGCUGGCCGGCCUGAAGAACAUCUGUACCAUUCUAGACCUGGAGACCAGUGGCACUCAUGAUGUUGUAGUUGACAGAAUUUUGACAUUUCUCCUAAACCCAAAGACGAGGGAGCGGCCCUUACCAAAGAAGAGGAAGAGAGGCAGCAGUAGCAAGUCCAAGGCCAUCAUUAUCGAUUCCAGCAGUGAUGAUGACGUCGGCCACGGUGACAAAGGCUGGGCUUCGGCACCCAAGAGUCGGGAGAUGAUUGAUGAUGAUGACGACAGUUCUUCCAAUGAAAAUGAUGAAGUCAAGGCCCUUGUCGAUAGUGACCAAAAGGGGGGUGAAGAUAAUGCAACAGAAAAGAUGGAUCCCACACGCAAGGCAUCCACUAAACAGAAAGCGCCAGGAACUAAGAAGACCUUGGGGAAAAAGCUGUCUGCCGUGAAGAAAAGGCCUGGGGGCCGCAAGACCCCCGGGGCGAAGAAGAAGAUGGAGAGCAUCAAAGCCGUGACCCUAAAGCAAAAGUCAAAGGCCAAGAUCACAAAGGCGGCCGAGGAGGAGAAAUCGGCCACGUCGGACCUGUCUGACAACGACAGCGAGCAGGACGAGACACCGAAAAGCGCCAAGAAGAGGCCGGCCCCCACCACGGCGAAGCCGGCAGCCAAGACGAAGAAGGCGGACAGCAGCAGCAGCAGCAGCAAGAUGACCGGCAGCAAAAGCAAAGGGUCGGACAUGGAGGAGGACAGCUCAGAUAACGAGCCUCUCAUCAAGCUGCUGAAGAAGCCGCCGACAGACGAGCAGCUGAGGGAGACCAUCAGCAGGCUGCUGAAGGACGCCAACCUGGAGGAGGUCACCAUGAAGCACAUGUACAAGAAGGUGUUUGAAUCCUACCCCGAGUCUGACCUGACUGGCAGAAAGGCUUUCAUCAAGCAGACUGUGAAAAAGUUUAUCUCCUGAAGAAGCCUGAUACCCAUCUACACACUGGGAGUGGUUACAGCACAUUUUCUUAUUUGCAUAUUAGGAGUGAAAGACAGUAUACUUUGUUACUUGAGAUUUUAAAGUUUUCUUCUCGUCUUAAGUGCUUGUAUAUUUUUUUUUUUUCUUCAUGAAUACAAACUUUUUAAAAAAAUAUUUCUUUGUGUAUUAUAAUUCAGAAAGGCCUUUUACGCAUUUUAUUCUUUGCUUAAAAGAAUUGUACAAUGAAGUCAGUUUAGCUGUGAAUAGAUUGGUGGCUUCCUAAGGUUAAACUCCACUUUUGAGUUGUUUUUGUUUUGCAUUUUAUUUUAUUUUACCUGUAAAUUCUUUACUAUGGUGAUGUUGUAAUUAUGGCUUUUCCUUCUGUGAUAUCCCAUCAAAUAUUGCUUUGCCUGUGUAAAUUCUUAAACAAGUACCUUGUUCAUUUCUCUAUCAAAGAGCUCAUUUUGUAUUUAUGAUGUUUUUAUUUUUUAACUUCUUGUAUUUGUUUAAAUGUACCCAGGCAUUUGUCUGCUGUAUAAGAACAUUUUAUUGACAGACAGAAUUAUGCUUUGAAACCCACAGUGAGGUUCAGUUCAGUUUUAUCUGUAUAGCACAUUCUCACAUCAUUACAUUCUCUCAAAGCACUUCACAUUAUCCCUGUCCAGAGACAACGGUGGCAAGGAAAAACUCCCUAGAGGGAAGAAACCUUGGGAGGAACCGGACUCAAAAGGGGGGGGCAUCCUCGAGGGCCUGGACAGAGGAUGUCGAAUGAAGAUGAAUUGCUAGUGUCUGAGUAGUUUAACUUGUCUUAUGAUGUUUUGCCGGGCAGUGAUUGGCAGCUGAAUAACUCCGCCCACUACGGGUUUUGAUGCAUCAUUUCACCCAGAAGCAUUUAGCUAAAGACUAAUUUGGUCUUUGUGGCAUCUCUUGUCUUCCCACUUAUGACUAAAUUUCAACAAUCAAAAUUUAAAAAUCCAUCUGUAUUUUAUGCAUAAAAUUUGGAUUUUUCAUUAUCUUGGUUGCAGUAUUUGUUGCGAUUUGUAUAGUCUAGUCAAAUUGUAAAGCCUUUAAGGUGAGGUUUACCUCGCCCUGCUGUCAGUCAGUCUGUCCGUGGUUUUUCUGGCUCUGAUACAUACCUAAAUAUUUAAUGCCCUAAAGCUAAUCUUUAGUUUGACUUAUGUUUUUGAUAUUUUAAUUCAUCUUCUGUUGUGAAACUUGCUUUUAAUUAAACCCUUUUUUAUUGAG